ACAACUGAAUCCUCCUAAGGGCUAUUAAGUAGUAGCGGGUAUAUACCGACCGGACUUGCGACGAUUCGAUCUGUCCUCAUCCCCCACCCAGCUUCAAAAGACCUUCAAAAUGGCCACCAACGUUUCCAGCGACCUCAUCUGGCAGCUCACCCGCACCCAGAAUGCUUUUCUGGUCAAGCGUAACAGCGGCGGUGGCUCUCAGUUCUCCCGUGACCCCCUGAACUUGCAGAACAAGCACUCUUUCAAGUACGCCGGCUAUGCCAACACCAAGGCGGUUGGUGUCCAGGCCACCGAGAACGGUGGUGUUGUUGUCAUCACCAAGAAGCCCAGCAACCCCCAGCAGCCUGCGAAGAACGUCGUUAGCGUGACCUAUGGCCCCAACGCUUCCACCCGCAAGAUCUACAAGGGUGUUGCCGACAAGACUGCGAAGAACGGCUACCGUGCUGAUGUCCGUGAGGACGCCGUUGCCCGUGUGAGCGCCAUCCGCCGCUCCCAGAAGCCUAAGAAGGAGACUCCCUCCCAGAAGCCUCGCGGUGCUCAGGCCAGAAAGGCCGAGGAGAAGUCGGAGUAA
This is a messenger RNA of Aspergillus ibericus CBS 121593, 571 nucleotides long. RefSeq names its product 60S ribosomal protein L28. Lineage: Eukaryota; Fungi; Ascomycota; Eurotiomycetes; Eurotiales; Aspergillaceae. Gene Ontology annotation, molecular function: structural constituent of ribosome. Gene Ontology annotation, cellular component: ribosome; cytosolic large ribosomal subunit. The record is from RefSeq and is a predicted model, not a curated record. The transcript has 5 exons. Bases 110 to 571 code for a protein of 153 amino acids. Gene Ontology annotation, biological process: translation.